GGUGGCCCAAGCCUAUGUGAACCAGCGCAAACUGGACCAUGAGGUGAAGACGCUGCAGACCCAGGCUGGCCAGUUUGCCAAGCAGACCUCGCAGUGGAUUAGCAUGGUGGAGAACUUUAACCAGGCGUUAAAGGAAAUCGGAGAUGUGGAGAACUGGGCUCGUAGUAUAGAGAUGGACAUGCGGACUAUCGCCACAGCGCUGGAAUACGUGCACAAGGGCCAGCUGCAGCCUGCCUCCUCCUGAGAGCAGUGACGAUGCAGUCCCAUUUCACCAGGGGGUUACACUGCCUUCAAUACGCACUUCAAUCGUUCCCGAUGGUUAGGAUGAAUCUGUAACCCUGCUACUCUGAUCUGGAGAUGUACUGAUUUUUAUUUUUUUUCUAAGAGGGAAAAAUUGUUAAUGUAAUAAAAAAUGGAGGUGGAACCAAUGUAGUAAAUGAACAAUGGAACAUUAUCAGCAA
Messenger RNA from Polyodon spathula (Mississippi paddlefish), 461 nucleotides. RefSeq names its product biogenesis of lysosomal organelles complex-1, subunit 1 (gene bloc1s1). The record is from RefSeq and is a predicted model, not a curated record. The annotation marks the transcript as partial. Gene Ontology annotation, biological process: endosomal transport. The transcript has 2 exons. Gene Ontology annotation, cellular component: BLOC-1 complex. NCBI's taxonomy places the organism in Eukaryota, Metazoa, Chordata, Actinopteri, Acipenseriformes, Polyodontidae.